Molecule: messenger RNA, 2867 nt
Organism: Sebastes umbrosus (honeycomb rockfish)
Lineage: Eukaryota; Metazoa; Chordata; Actinopteri; Perciformes; Sebastidae
Gene: wscd1b
Product: WSC domain containing 1b
Exons: 9
Coding region: 519-2240 (573 amino acids)
Molecular function (GO): sulfotransferase activity
Source: RefSeq, a predicted model, not a curated record
GAGAGAGAGAGAGAGAGAGGGAGAGAGAGAGAGAGAGGUUAUAUAACAGCAGCAGAGGGAGAUGCUGGAGAGCUGAGAGGAGGAGAUCUGCUCUCUUCUCUCCGUUCGGACGGUAACCGGGAGAACAGCGAUCAGACCGGAUCCAUACCGGAUAACGGACCGCUCGGUGGGAGGAUGAGGAUGGAGAGCGCGCCGGUGCACGGGGGCUGAAGGUGAGCUGCAUGAUCCGGUACCGGUUCCGUUAAAUGGUGGAGAGGCUCAGAGAGGCGCUUUAAGAUGGAAGACCGAGGAGCUUUCCCCCCCCGAGGAUCCUCCUGGAGCCGGUGACCACAGCCUCGGAUAUUAAACCCCUCUCCGCUGUGACACAUUUAUUGUUCCACCGCUGCUAUUGGACGAUGAAGGACCAGGACACCGUGUGUACAACGUUACCAGAUGCUGCAGGUCUUUGCUAGAUUAUGAAGCUGUAAGUAGGUUACCCGUCUGAUGGCCUUCCAGUGAGGUGAGAGCCGGUGAACAGGAUGGUGGCGCCCCACUACAGACUGCACUGCCUCUUGAAGCGGGCUCAGAUGUUGCUGCUCUGUCUGGGCAUCGCCUACUUGAUGGCGGGCAGCAUCCUGCUCCUGCAGCGCUCCAGCGUCCGGGUGGCCCAGCCCAACCUCGCCAGCCUGCCACCUCUGCUGUCCCUCGCGGCGCCCCCUACCGCCCUCCGGACCGCGGGCCUGGGCGUGAGGGCGCGUUCAAGAUGGGCCGCAGUUCAGCCCGCAUCCGGAGGGGGAGCCAAGGCGGGGCGACACUGGCCCGCCUCCCAAAGCCUGGGGGUCCAACACCUGCACCGCCGCUGGUUUCACAGUCUGCUGCCGGAGACGCCGGAGCAGAGAGUCUCUCUCCACCGGAGCAGCAGACAUAAAGGAACCUACAUGGGUUGCUUUCUGCACAACGCCAGCGAGCGGGCGCUGGGAGGAACCGUGCUUUAUGACCUGCGCAAAAUGACCAGUUCUCUGUGUCAAGACACCUGCUCAGAAAGUGGGUACCAGUUUGCAGGUCUGGAGUUCGGAGCUGAAUGCCACUGCGGGAACCGGAUCAGCAGCCCACGGGCUCCCGAGGAGGACUGCAGUCUGGUGUGUCGGGGUGAGAGGGGGUCUCCCUGCGGAGGUGUGGGCCGACUCUCCAUCUACAAGGUGGAGGAGCAGCUGCCGGGUCACAGAAAAUUCAGAAAUGUUCACUACCGCGGCUGCUUCAAGUUGCCAAAGAACACCAUCUGCACCUUCCCCGUCUACUCCCUCCAGCCCAACCUCACCACACAGUCCUGCAUCGAGACCUGCACCGAUAAGGAGCUCCCGCUGGCCGUGUUCAAGAAGCCCCACUGUUUCUGUACGUGGACGUCCUCUCUCUUCAGUCUCAGUCAGCAGGCUGACAACCAGCAGUGUGCUGGGAACACUGGGCUGAACCACACCAGCAACUCCACCCCCACAGCUCCCACUGAGCAGGACCACUACCAGGUGUAUCACACACCUGUGCUCGACUCCCGGUGCAAAGAGAGGAUGUUCCUGCCUCAGAGAUCCAGCUCCCUGGUGGCUCUUUCUAGUUUUCCCGGCGCAGGCAACACCUGGGUACGACACCUGAUCGAGCUCGUGACCGGAUACUACACGGGCAGCUUCUACUUCGACGGCACGCUGUACAACAGAGGUUUCAAAGGAGAGAAGGACUACUGGAAGAGCGGCCGCAGCAUCUGCGUAAAGACCCACGAGAGCGGCCAGAAAGAGAUCGAGAUGUUCGACUCUGCCAUCCUGCUGAUCCGGAACCCGUACCGCUCCCUCGUGGCCGAAUUCAACCGCAAGUGUGCCGGACAUCUAGGACACGCCACGGACGCCCAGUGGAAGAGCAGAGAAUGGCCGGAGUUCGUCUCCAGCUACGCCCCGUGGUGGGCGUCCCACGCUCUGAGCUGGCUGACGUUCGGACGCCGUCUGCUGGUGGUGCAUUACGAGGAGCUGCAGAGGGCUCUCCUCCCUCAGAUCCGUCUCAUCACGGCCUUCCUCAACGUCAGCAUGACGGAGGAGAGGCUGCUCUGUGCCCAGAGCAACCAGGACGGACACUUCAAACGCUCGGGGGCCCAGCGGCCCUCCUUUGACCCGUUCACUCCCGACAUGAGACAGAUGAUCGACCCCUUCAUUCUUACUGUUGACCAAGCGCUGCAGAGCAGGAACUUUAGCGGACUCCCAGAGGAAUACCUUCCUAGAUGAUGAUGUGAAAAGCUCACACGUAGUCCUUUAACUGAGCGGUCCAGCAGGGUUUAGUUCUGUGGGGAACAGACACCGUGGACCGCCUGACUCUAUGAUAACCAGACGCACUGUGAAUGGCCGUAGAGUCACACUGGAGGUCACUGGAGGAAACAGGACAAUUCAUUGUGAAGCCCAGCGGUGAACAGCGAUGGAAGCCUCGGGGCCGGGACCACCUCUCUGAGGGACGCCAAUAUGACGAAUACUCAGACAGGAUUUGACCUGUUGGCCUGCUGAGUUGGAUUAUCCAGCAAAGUGCACAAACACCAGCGAGUAAAUCCAGGACAGACUCGUUCUGGUGGAGGACGGUUAUCUGUGGCUCUUUAUCAGUUCACUUUAGUACAUAGAUUGUGUUUUUUAGCAUCCACCCAUGAUAACAACAGUCAUACUAACACAGCUGACAGCCACAGUAUCACCCAGAUUACACUGGACGUCUGAUCAUCUGCUGGUCGCUGCAGGUUUGUGAUCACGGUGGAUAAAAGCCUCAACGCUGCUACGAGUAGCUGGAAGGACUCAGAGAUAUGUUGAUCACAAUGAAACCGCUUUAAACUGUAAACUUUGAUUUCAUUAAAUGCAUUCAGUUCUAAUGAU